UCGUGGCGUCUGUUCAAGGCGCGGAGAGCGGUUCUCGCUGGCAAUAAGAAAAAAAAAACAUUCUUUUGAAUCAUUGUGCUGUGAAUUCACGCGAGGUAGUUCUCCUCGCGUACAUCAGUGCCGAGUUAUAAGUGCACCCACGUGACUGCCUGCUGUACGCGCUCAAAUUACGGUCUUCGUCUCUCAAUUCGGCAUGCAGGACUUUCAUGUCGCGUCCUCUCCAACGUUGGAAGCCACACCAGUGCAACUUUUCAGGGGAACAGUCAUCGCAAAGGGCGAACAAUGACCUGGUUUUACGCUUUCACCUGCACGCUCCUUGUGCUUCAUGCAGCAGUAAUAUCGCGAUCCGAAGACCAAUAUACGUGCGACAGCAACACCUUGCUUCCUCCUCGUUUGCUCCGCGAGAUCCGUCAAUACAAGCCAAUCGUAGACAAGAUCAUAGACACCGUUGUGUACGGCGACGAACAAAAUGUGACCUACGAGGAACUGGCCAAGUUCGUGGACACGUUCGGCGCCAGGCCGUCCGGCAGUAAGAGCUUGGAAGACUCGAUCGACUACAUGUUCGACAUGCUGCGAGGCCAAGGACUAGACUUCGUGCAUACUGAGAACGCGAGCGUGGUAAACUGGCAGAGGGGCCACGAAGAAGCGUGGAUGGUGGAGCCCAGGUUGAAGCGAAUGGACAUCCUGGGCUUGGGAAACAGUGUGGCCACACCGCCAGGUGGCAUCACAGCGCCGGUGCUGGUCGUUGGGUGCUUCGAAGAGCUCGAAGAGAAUUCGAGCAAGGCAAAGGGCAAAAUAGUUGUGUUCAACCAGGAGUUCGUCACCUACGGGAAGACGCUCAAGUACCGCGUGCAGGGAGCCUCGGCAGCGGCGAAGGCAGGUGCCGUGGCCGCACUCGUGCGCUCCUUGACGCCCAUGUCGAUCAACAGCCCGCACACGGGUUACAUGCUGUACGACGAAAACGCCACCAUGAUACCGACUGCAUCUAUCACCGUCGAGGACGCCGAACUUCUGGCUCGAUUGCAAGAACGAGGAACCGAGCCUGUCGUGAAGCUGGUGAUGGGAGCCAUGUCACUGCCGCCUGCUGUUUCUCGGAACACGAUUGCGGAAAUUCGCGGUGACAGCAAACCGGAAGAGGUCGUUCUGCUUUCUGGUCACUUGGACUCCUGGGACGUCGGUCAAGGUGCCAUGGACGACGGUGCUGGCGCCUUCAUCUCGUGGCGGGCUCUUGUUGUUCUGCGACGUCUGGGCCUCAAGCCUCGGCGCACGCUACGCUGCGUUCUCUGGACCGGAGAGGAGCAAGGUAUCACAGGCGCACUGGAGUACUUCCGCCGCCACUUCGCACGUGAGCAGCACCUCAUGAACCUCGUCAUGGAAUCGGACUCCGGAACGUUCCGUCCUUUGGGCCUCGGCUUCUCGGGCUCCAACGGGCGUGCUCGUUGCAUCGUGGCCGAGGUGCUCCGCUUGUUCGCGUCCAUUAAUGCGACGCAACUUACACUCCGAGCUUCGGAGGCCGACGUUUCGCCCUGGAAUGAAAAGGGCGUGCCAGCCGUGUCUCUGAGCACUGCUAACGACAAGUACUUCUACUUUCACCACACCCAGGCGGACACGAUGAGCGUGUUGGACCGGCACGAACUGGACCUCUGCACAGCCCUCUGGGCGGCUGCUUCGUACGUUUUUGCUGACCUCACCAUUCGCCUUCCUCGAUGACAGAAUCACUUGAAG
Molecule: messenger RNA, 1725 nt
Organism: Dermacentor silvarum
Lineage: Eukaryota; Metazoa; Arthropoda; Arachnida; Ixodida; Ixodidae
Product: carboxypeptidase Q
Exons: 5
Coding region: 283-1710 (475 amino acids)
Biological process (GO): proteolysis; peptide catabolic process
Molecular function (GO): metallodipeptidase activity
Source: RefSeq, a predicted model, not a curated record